AUGUUGAGUCCUGAACGUCGUCCUUCUAUGGCAGAACGUAGACCUUCUUUCUUCAAUUCUACAGGCCCAAAUGCGAAUCCGUUAAUUGUUCCUCAUUUGGCAGGUAUUGAAGAUCCUCUUCCAGAAACAACUCCAGAAAAAGUGGACGUAUUGAUUGUUGGUAGUGGUAUGGUUGAGAGUGUUCUUGCAGCGGCCUUAUCGUGGCAAGGAUCUACUGUUUUGCAUAUUGAUAAAAAUGACUACUAUGGUGACACAUCGGCGACAUUAACUGUCGAUCAAAUUAAAAGAUGGGUUGAUCAAAUAAAUAAUGGUUCUAUCCCGUUUUAUGAGAAUGCUAAAUUGUAUGUUUCCACCUUGAUUGGUAGUGGGAAGUAUGCAUCUAAAGAUUUUGGUAUAGAUCUUUCACCAAAAAUUCUAUUUACUAAAUCGGAUUUAUUAUCUAUUUUAGUCAAGUCAAGAGUACAUCAAUAUUUGGAAUUCCAAUCACUAUCUAAUUUCCAUACUUAUGAAAAUGAUUCCUUUGAAAAACUGACAAAUACUAAACAAGAAAUUUUUGCAGAUCAGAAAUUACCAUUGAUGACGAAACGUAAUUUAAUGAAAUUUAUUAAAUUUGUCCUUAAUUGGGAUAAAGAACCAGAAAUAUGGAAACCAUAUGCUAAUAGAUCGAUGGCAGAAUUUCUAGUUGAGAAAUUCAGAUUAGAAAAACCGCAAGUUUUCGAAUUGCUUUUCUCGAUUGGGUUAUGUUAUAAUAUUGAUACAAAAGUCCCAGAAGCUUUACAAAGGAUACGUCGUUACUUAAGUAGUUUCGAUGUGUACGGUCCAUUCCCAGUUCUUUAUUCAAAAUAUGGUGGAGCUGGUGAAUUGUCUCAAGGGUUCUGUCGUUCUGCUGCUGUUGGAGGAGCAACAUAUAAAUUGAAUGAAAAACUGGUAUCAUAUAAUCCCACAACAAAUGUGGCAUUAUUUUCCGAUGGAUCCAAAGUUAAUGUUGUCGAGAAAGUUAUUAUGUCUCCUACUCAAAUAUCGGAAGAUUCAAAAAAUGUUCCUAAACAACCUUAUCAAAUUCAUAGGUUGACAUGUAUAGUCGAAAAAGAUUGUAGCACAUGGUUUAGUGAAGGUGAAUCAGCUGCCAUUGUUGUAUUUCCCCCUGGGUCUUUAAAAUCGGGCAAUAAGCAAGUAGUACAAGCAUUUAUACUUGGUUCAGGGAGCGAAUGUUGUCCAUCUGGAACCUGUAUUUGGUACUUGUCAACUACGGAGCAAGGUGUCCGUGCUGAAUUGGAUUUGGAUGCGGCCUUAGAAGCCAUGGAGUUGAGUAUAAUUAGAGAAACAUCUACCGAUAUAGGAGAUGAUGAGGACAUUGUUCAAUUUGGUUCUAAUGGCCAAACGUUAAUAAAUUCGGUUAAAUUAGGUAAAUCUUUCAAAGAGUAUGUUCCAAGAGAAAAACUUCAAUUUUUAUUCAAACUGUAUUAUACACAGCGCACAUCAACUCCACCAUUUGAAGUUGUAGAUCCAACUUUAUUUAACGUUAACAAAGAUACAGAGAAAUUUGAUCCUGAAGCUAGUGAUAAUGGUGUUCUUUAUACGAGUAUGCCAUCAGCAGAAAUUUCAUAUGAUGAAGUUGUUACUGCUGCUAAAGUCUUAUAUGAAAAAAUUGUAGGAAGUGAUGAUGAUUUCUUUGAUAUAGAUUUUGAAGAUGAAGAUGACUUGCCGGGAAGUAGUCAAGACUACGAGAAUGCCAUUGAAGAUGAUGAUGAAGAUAUGGGUAUUGACAAAAGUGAGUCAGCUGAGUUUGUGGGUGAAAUGGAAAUAUAG
Naumovozyma dairenensis CBS 421 is the source of this 1809-nucleotide messenger RNA. It is a transcript of the gene MRS6, whose product is annotated as GTPase-activating protein MRS6. Gene Ontology annotation, biological process: protein geranylgeranylation; small GTPase-mediated signal transduction; vesicle-mediated transport. The transcript has a single exon. Gene Ontology annotation, molecular function: GDP-dissociation inhibitor activity. Bases 1 to 1809 code for a protein of 602 amino acids. Lineage: Eukaryota; Fungi; Ascomycota; Saccharomycetes; Saccharomycetales; Saccharomycetaceae. Gene Ontology annotation, cellular component: nucleus; cytosol; Rab-protein geranylgeranyltransferase complex. The record is from RefSeq and is a predicted model, not a curated record.